AACAGACACAGAAGUGUCAAUCAAAAAGUGUCAGAUAUGAACAGUGAUCGUUUUGUGAUUAUUAUUAUUAAUUUAAGUUCGCGCGAACAUUAAAUUUUUAAUUGACUAUAAUUUUGCUUUGUUUGAGCAGUUAAAAUGGCGCCUAUUCUAAAAGAAGUAAAGUCUCGUAAACCUUACAUACUUUUGUCAGCCCGUAGGAAGCGUGAAAUAGCACAAGAAGCUAAAAAGGAAUUUUUACAAUACCUUAAUGCCAAGCAUCCACUGUUUACUGAGAAGGAUUUGGAUGUUACCAUUUGUGGCUCCAGUACAAGUGUUGAAGACGUCGAGAAGAAUUUAUAUCACACAACACGUGUAAACCAUAAACGUCAAAGAUCUUUUAAUAGCAUUAAUGAAGAACAAAGCUUUGUGCUUUGUGAUAAUGAAGAAAAUGUAGAAGAACCUUCUUACACACGUGUAAACGUCAAACGUCAAAGACCUUUUAAUAGCAUUAAUGAAGAACAAAGCUUUGUGCUUUGUGAUAAUGAAGAAAAUGUGGGAGAACCUUCUUCCCUCUCACCUUUGCAAUGCGAACUACAGAAUCUGUUUAAUACCCAAACUAUGACGCCAGAGUGUUCAACUAAAUUGUUAGAAAUUCUGAGGCGUCAUGGUCAUAAGAAUGAACUACCAGUAGAUUCUAGCACAUUAUUGCAAACUCCGAAACGUGCUAUCAAUGACAUAGCAAUUAAUACUUCAAAUAGUGAAGUUGAUAUUGAUUUGAAGCAGGAAGAUGAAGUCUGGAUUCAGGAGGAAGAAGAAGAUGAGAUUGCAGAGGAGGAAGUGAUCUGGUUUACAGAGGAAGAAGACGUUUUGGUUUCACAAGAGGCAGAAGUUUGUGGUUUAAGGGAGGAGCUAGCUAAUGAUCCAGUAAUACCAGCCAAUGAUCGUGUAAUCCCAGCUAAUGAUUCUGUAAUCGCAGCUGAUGAUCCUGUAAUCCCAGCUAAUGAUCCUGUAAUCCCAACUAAUGAUCCUGUAAUCCCAGCUAAUCGUAAUGAUUCUGUAAUCCAAGCUAAUAAUGAUCCAGUAACUGGGAGCACUGAUCGGAUUCAGAAGGAUAUAUUAAUUCGUUUAGCCAGACUUGAGGAAGCUAUUUUGGUGCUUAGUGGAAAUGUAGCAUCUGUUCUUAAAUACAUAAAGGAUGAUCGCAGAGACAUUGAAGAGCAAACCUAUGAUUACAGCAAAUAUAGUAAUAGUGAUUUAGUGAUUAAAACUAAUCCAUUUGAUUUAAUAUUGCCUAUCAAAUCUGAGAAUGAAUUGAUGACACUGGAGCAUCGGAUCAAGAAUAAUGAAGAGCUGGCUUCUGAAUUUAAAACUUUCAUUAUCAAAAUUGGGGGCAGGACUGAGAGGGAGCAUAUCAGUAAUGUAUGCAAACGUUUAAUGCCCAAUGAAUUUGCAAUGCAUUGUUCUUGGUUUGGCCUCAAGAACAAUGUCCCACUUCAUGACCUGCUGAUCAUGAAAUUAUUCAGAGAGGUUAUAACCACCAUACACAAAGUCCCUAGCGUUGCAUUCAAACACAUAGUAUCUAAGUGGCUUCGAUAUGCCCGUCAACGCCAUGAACGAAGAGCAACAGGAAAACAAGAACCCAAGAUUAUUUGAUUUUACAUUGACAUAUAUAUUCGAUAAAUGACAAGGAGGAUUUAUUAUUUUUAAGUUUGUUUUUAAACCAUU
Molecule: messenger RNA, 1704 nt
Organism: Ctenocephalides felis (cat flea)
Lineage: Eukaryota; Metazoa; Arthropoda; Insecta; Siphonaptera; Pulicidae
Exons: 5
Coding region: 136-1632 (498 amino acids)
Source: RefSeq, a predicted model, not a curated record